AUGGCAACAAUAAAUUCAUGGCUUCUAUUCUCAGUAACGUUGUUCUUUUUUAUCCUCCUCGCUUUCUUUGCACAUAACCGUCACGACAUACCUCUCCUUUUACCUGCCAUAAACGUUUUACCAUCCGAGGAACAUCUCAAAACUCUCGACGCUGCAAAGGAACAACAUAGUACUCUUCCAUUCACGUCUUUGUUGCAGGAUGCUAAUGCUACCAUUGUCAAAACAAAACUUCUUCAUGCUAAAAAGAAGAAGAGGAAUUGGAAUAACAGUUUAGUGAGAAUUGAAGAAGACUUGGCUAAAGCAAGAGCAGCUAUUCGUAGAGCGAUACAGAGGAGAAACUUCACAUCAGAAAAAGAAGAGAUUUUUGUUCCCAGAGGAAGCAUUUACAGAAACGCUUAUGCUUUUCAUCAAAGUCACAUAGAGAUGGUGAAGAGAUUCAAAGUGUGGGCUUACAGAGAAGGUGAGACACCCUUGGUACAUGUAGGGCCCAUGAGUUCGAUUUACGGCAUCGAGGGGCACGUAAUAGCUGAAAUGGAGAACACAGCAGGCCCAUUCGCGGCCCGCCAUCCAGACGAGGCCCAUGUGUUCAUGCUACCCGUCAGUGUGACCCAAAUCGUGCGGUACCUAUACAACCCUCUCACCACCUACUCUCGAGAUGAAUUGAUGCGAGUCACCAUUGAUUAUACCAACAUCAUAGCCACCAGGUACCCAUACUGGAACAGGACCACUGGAGCAGACCAUUUCCUAGCCUCUUGUCAUGACUGGGCACCAGAUAUUUCACGAGAGAAAUCAGGCAGAGAGGUUUUCAAGAACUUGAUAAGAGUGUUAUGUAAUGCGAAUACGUCUGAAGGAUUUAAGUCUGAGAAAGAUGUGUCAAUGCCUGAAAUGAACUUACAAGGUUAUAAGUUAAGCUCACCAGGUCCUGGUCAUGAUCCUAGUAAUCGUUCUAUACUUGCUUUCUUCGCUGGAGGGGCUCAUGGUAGGAUCAGAGAGAUACUUCUAGAACAUUGGAAAGACAAAGAUGAAGAAGUUCAGGUGCAUGAAUAUCUUCCUCAAGGCAUUGACUAUCACGGUCUGAUGGGACAAAGCAUGUUUUGCUUGUGCCCGAGUGGAUAUGAAGUGGCGAGUCCUCGAAUUGUUGAGUCUAUCAAUGCAGGAUGUGUUCCUGUGAUUGUGUCAGAUUACUAUCAACUUCCAUUUAGUGAUGUUCUUGAUUGGAGUAAAUUUUCGCUGCAUAUUCCAUCAAAAAGGAUUAGUGAAAUCAAGACAAUACUAAAAAGUGUUUCCCAUGCCAAGUACUUGAAAUUGCAGAAAAGAGUGAAGAAAGUUCAAAGACAUUUUGUGUUGAAUCGACCUGCUAAGUCGUUUGAUGUCUUUCAUAUGAUUCUUCAUUCAAUAUGGCUUAGACGACUCAACAUCAAACUACCCAAUUGA
Molecule: messenger RNA, 1434 nt
Organism: Sphenostylis stenocarpa
Lineage: Eukaryota; Viridiplantae; Streptophyta; Magnoliopsida; Fabales; Fabaceae
Source: the annotation of a GenBank genome assembly